CGGUGCAUGCGCUGAGAGAGGCGGCCGUUGCGCUCCCACUUGCUCUAGCUCCGCCCUCGUUACUACCGGGAGCGGCGGCUGCUGCUGCGAUGGCGGCCUGGCCGGGCCCGCUCCGCUCGGUGCUGCUGUUGCUGGUGGCGUCGGUGCUGCCCGGCGGCUCGUGGGGCUCAGAGGCGGCCGGGGCGGGGGAGUCUCCUGGCGGGCCGGGCCCUGGGGAGCGGUUUAAAAUCGAGGGCCGGGCGGUGGUGCCCGGGGUGAAGCCGCAGGACUGGAUCGCGGCGGCCCGGGUGCUGGUGGACGGGGAAGAGCACGUCGGCUUCCUCAAGACAGAUGGAAGUUUUGUGGUUCAUGAUAUACCUUCUGGAUCUUACGUCGUAGAAGUUAUAUCCCCAGCUUAUAGGUUUGAACCAGUUCGAGUGGACAUAACUUCAAAAGGCAAAAUGAGAGCAAGAUAUGUGAAUUACAUCAAAACGUCAGAAGUAGUCAGGCUGCCAUACCCGCUUCAGAUGAAAUCUUCUGGACCCCCUUCUUACUUCAUAAAGAGAGAGUCUUGGGGAUGGACAGACUUUCUAAUGAACCCUAUGGUUAUGAUGAUGGUUCUUCCAUUACUGAUAUUUGUAUUGCUGCCUAAAGUUGUCAACACCAGUGAUCCUGACAUGAGACGGGAAAUGGAGCAGUCAAUGAAUAUGCUAAAUUCCAACCAUGAACUGCCCGAUGUCUCUGAAUUCAUGACAAGACUUUUCUCUUCAAAAUCUUCCAGCAAGUCUGGCAGUGGGAGCAGUAAAACAGGGAAAAGUGGUGCUGGAAAAAGGAGGUAGUUUUUUCUUCCUCCUGCGCCUGAGUUUGCACAACUGUUUUUGUGUGGUAUCAUCUGUAUGGGUCUUGCAAGUUCAAAACACCACUACUGUAAACUUGAUCCAACAUGAAAAUUGAUCUGCUACAACUGUUGUAUGUGAUUGUAGCUUUUUAGCCUAUUUAAGCUGUUUUGUACUUGGCAGUAAGCAGAGGAGGACAUGGCUUCAAUCUUGUAUGUGUAUAAGGUCAAUAUCGAUGAUACUGAAUUAACUAUAUUGCUCUGUAGAAAAUGACAUUAAAGUAAUUAAAUUAUA
This is a messenger RNA of Terrapene triunguis (Three-toed box turtle), 1109 nucleotides long. It is a transcript of the gene EMC7, whose product is annotated as ER membrane protein complex subunit 7. Lineage: Eukaryota; Metazoa; Chordata; Testudines; Emydidae. The transcript has 5 exons. The record is from RefSeq and is a predicted model, not a curated record. Bases 90 to 818 code for a protein of 242 amino acids. Gene Ontology annotation, molecular function: carbohydrate binding. Gene Ontology annotation, cellular component: EMC complex.